Messenger RNA from Eucalyptus grandis, 387 nucleotides. Its product is annotated as probable serine/threonine-protein kinase PIX7. Gene Ontology annotation, biological process: protein phosphorylation. The transcript is spliced from 4 exons. Gene Ontology annotation, molecular function: ATP binding; protein kinase activity. The record is from RefSeq and is a predicted model, not a curated record. Lineage: Eukaryota; Viridiplantae; Streptophyta; Magnoliopsida; Myrtales; Myrtaceae. The annotation marks the transcript as partial.
AUGAAGUGGCUUGGUGCUUAUUGUUCCCUAUGUUCGAUGUCCGAGGGUCUGCUUGGUCAAGGCGGUUUUGGCCGAGUCUUUAAGGGUUGGAUUGAAGAAAAUGGGACUGCUCCUGCCAGCCCUGGCACUGGGUUGAUUGUUGCUGUUAAGAUUUUCGAGCUAAGUGGGCAGCUGGCUUACGAACGAUGGCUGGCUGAAGUGAGUAUUCUUGGUCAUCUAGUGCAUCCAAAUUUGGUAAAGUUAAUUGGAUAUUGCGUGGAAGGGAACCAAAGGCUUCUUAUAUAUGAGUAUAUGCAACGAGGGAGCUUGAAAGAUCACCUCUUUGAAACGGAAUUGCCUCUCACUUGGCGUAACAAGACGAAAAUAGCGCUGCAAGCUGCAGAGAUU